GGGGAAUCACUUCCGGGUGAGCGGCGCGGCGGCUCUCCGGAAGUUGGCUUUGAAGAGGGGCAAGUCAAAAGAGACCUCAAGCAGUGGCAGUUUGUGCCAUGGCCUCCGACCUGGACUUCUCACCUCCCGAGGUGCCUGAGCCCACUUUCCUGGAGAACCUGCUGCGCUACGGACUCUUUCUGGGUGCCAUCUUCCAGCUCAUCUGUGUGUUGGCCAUCAUCAUACCUGUUCCCAAGUCCCACGAGGUGGAGAUGGAACCAUCUGAGCCUAGAAGUGCAGAGGUGGUACGGAAGCCCAAGGCUACUGUUCCUUCUGUCAGCAAGAGGCCCAAGAAGGAGACAAAGAAGAAGCGGUAGAAGUGGAAGCUUGAGGGGCCAGGUUGGUGGCCUGAGCACCCUGGGACAGCUCUCCCAAGAAUCAACAUCCUGUUAUCUUUCUGAGAUGGCUGCACCGCCCUCUGACUACAGAGAUCCCUACAGUCAUGAUGGUCCCCAGGCUUCAGCCAGGCAGAUCUUCCUUGUGCUCCUGCAUUGCUUUAGAGUACAAGGGACCAUAAUGCCCAUGACAGAUGCUGCACCGAGAGGGUUUCUAGAAGUUCCGUCAGCUCUCUACUUGAUCCUUGCAUCCAGCCGCUAGUGGAGUCACACUCCCAUUUGGAGACAUGACCUAGUGCUACUGACAGGCACCCUCUCCCAGUAUUUGUGCAUCUCCUGCUCAUUGUCACCUUCAUCUCUGCUGUGUAAGGUGUCAGGCCUUGCUGUGCUUAGGUUGGGAUGUCAUGGUCAUGCAGGGUUAGCAAUCCCACAUUCCUCAAAAGGCUAGGUGCCAAAGGUGCCCAGUGGGAGAACUUGUAGAAGGCCUGGACCAGAUAAUGCCCAUUCUCCAGCACGUGGAAGGGAUGUGGCUGAAUGUGUGGAUUUCUUGGGCACAAACUGAGCCUCUGAAAUACCAGGCUUGCCACUUUCAGACCAACCUCUUUUCAUCCCACCAUGACACACUUCAUGACACACUUGUACCUGCAUACUCUUCUCUGCAAUUCUUUUAUUCUCUGACCAGUGAGGAAAAGUUACGUUGAGAAAUAAAGGUCAAUAAACUCAUGCAUGCUGAACCUGCCAGUCAAUAAACUCCGCUGCCAGGGAAUGGGGCAGCCUGGGUUUCUACCUGGGAGCAAGGGAAAAGCCAGCACCCGGAGAAGUGGGACAGUGGGGCAAGAUGGGCAGGACAGGGUAACUUUGGUCAGAGCAGCCCUGCAG
Messenger RNA from Castor canadensis (American beaver), 1253 nucleotides. RefSeq names its product mannosidase beta like (gene Manbal). Gene Ontology annotation, cellular component: membrane. Lineage: Eukaryota; Metazoa; Chordata; Mammalia; Rodentia; Castoridae. The record is from RefSeq and is a predicted model, not a curated record.